This is a messenger RNA of Telopea speciosissima, 1078 nucleotides long. Its product is annotated as 11-beta-hydroxysteroid dehydrogenase B-like. The record is from RefSeq and is a predicted model, not a curated record. Lineage: Eukaryota; Viridiplantae; Streptophyta; Magnoliopsida; Proteales; Proteaceae. Gene Ontology annotation, molecular function: oxidoreductase activity. The coding region runs from base 8 to 1078 and encodes 356 amino acids. The transcript is spliced from 6 exons.
UCCACUAAUGGAUCUUCUAAAUUCUAUACUAAAUUUUGUGGUUCCUCCUGCAAGUUUGGUCAUGUUAGCAUUUGCAUGGCCAACUAUGUGUUUCAUCAAUACUGUUGAAUGGCUUUACCAUACUUACUACUCUGAAAAUAUGGAAGAUAAAGUGGUUAUCAUCACUGGAGCUUCUUCUGGGGUUGGUGAGCAAAUUGCCUAUGAAUAUGCAAAAAGGAGGGCUAAUCUGGUGUUGGUUGCUAGAAGAGAAAAUCGACUUUGGGGGAUUAGUGAUAAUGCAAGGCGCAUGGGUGCAAGGCAUGUCAUGGUCAUAGCAGCAGAUGUUGUCAAGGAAGAGGAAUGUAGAAGAUUCAUUGAUGAAACAAUAAGCUUUUUUGGCCGGAUUAAUCAUCUAGUAAACGCAGCCAGUUUGGGACACACUUUCUACUUCGAAGAAGCUAUAGACACUUCCAUAUUUCCUCUUAUGAUGGACAUAAAUUUCUGGGGAAAUGUAUAUCCUACAUAUGUUGCUCUUCCAUACCUAAGACAAACCAAUGGUCGAGUAAUUGUUAAUGCAUCAAUUGAGAGCUGGUUACCUAUGCCAAGAAUGAGCCUAUACUCUGCAGCAAAGGCAGGUUUAAUCAACUUUUACGAGUCUCUGCGGUUUGAACUAAAAGAUGAUGUAGGAAUAACAGUGGCAACAUAUGGUUGGAUAGGGAGUGAAAUGACUAGAGGGAAAUUCAUGGUAGACGAUGGCGCAGAGAUGCAAUGGAAGGAAGAGAGAGAAGCACCAGUCACUGGAGGUCAUGUGGAAGAGUACGCAAGGUUAAUCGUAGCCGGUGCCUGUCGAGGAGUUGCAUAUGUGAAGUUCUCCAGUUGGUAUGAUGUUUUUAUGGUUUACAGAGUUUUUGCACCAAAUGUCUUAGGGUGGACAUUUCGCUUGCUGCUUACAACAAAUAAUCAAAGGAGAACUUCCUUCUUUGGGACUGGAAGGUCUCUUAUCUCAGAGACAUCUCCAAGCAGGAAGGUUCUUACUGGACCUACUUCUGCUUCCCCCCAACUUACUUUUCAGCAGCAGCAGCAGCUGAAGUUUGAGUAG